Photinus pyralis (common eastern firefly) is the source of this 3560-nucleotide messenger RNA. RefSeq lists its product as uncharacterized. Gene Ontology annotation, molecular function: protein kinase activity; ATP binding. The record is from RefSeq and is a predicted model, not a curated record. NCBI's taxonomy places the organism in Eukaryota, Metazoa, Arthropoda, Insecta, Coleoptera, Lampyridae. Bases 250 to 3516 code for a protein of 1088 amino acids. The transcript has 9 exons. Gene Ontology annotation, biological process: meiotic sister chromatid cohesion, centromeric; protein phosphorylation; mitotic spindle assembly checkpoint signaling.
ACAGUGACAGUUGGUCACAUUGCAGUGUUUUAGGAGAACAACAGUAGGCACAUAAGGGAGGUCGUAUUUUAAAUAGUGAUCCGUUAACUUAUUUCGAUGUAUUAAUCAAUACAAGCACUGGAAUUUAAAGAAAACCCAAUAAACUUACGUGAAAUGUUUCUAAACAUCGUUAUUUUAUUCGUCCUCUGACAUGCAUCGACUUUAAAAUCCAAACGAAUCUCGGCAUUUUGACAGCUGCAAACGUCAGUCAUGGAAUUCGAUCUAAGCAAAGAAAAUAUUCAACCCCUUCGCGGUGGCCGUAAUGCUAGCCGGUUAGGAGUCGCACUGCAAGCACAAGGCAAUGAGGAAUUUCAAAGAGAGCUUAUAUCACAAAAAGAGAAAUUUGAAAACCUUAUUAGAAACUAUCAAGGCAAUGACCCGCUGGAAAACUGGUACCAGUACAUUUGUUGGAUAGAACAAAGUUAUCCCAAACAUGGACACGAAGGCAACUUGGUACAAGUACUAGAGGAUUGUUUGACAAAAUUCGAAAACGAAAAAUGUUACAUGAACGAUUUUCGAUUAUGUAAAUUGUGGAUAAAAUACAACGAUUUACAACCAAAUCCAGUCGAGUUGUAUCAAAUGAUGCAUUCGAAAGGGUUGUGUAAGGGCUGUGCUGAUCUAUAUCGAGCAUGGGCAUAUUAUUACGAAGCAGCUGGCGACUAUCGCAGUGCCGAUUCGAUUUUCCAACUUGGCAGAAGUGAAUACGCUCAACCCCAGCAAGAAUUAAUAAUGGCACAUCAAAACAUGAUCUUUGCUGCUGGCCAACAAGUCAUAUCUGGUGUAAACGAGCAACGACUAUUAGAACAGCGGCACGCUUUAACUACCCUCUGUCCAUAUGCGCCUGGUAAAGUAGGCAGUGAGCGUUCUAUAAGCAGUGCCGGACCUGGCAUAGUACCCAGUACAUCGUCGAGUUCAAGAUCAAACAUUGGAUUAAGUGUGUACGAAGACAGAGAGAAUAGCGUAAGGGAGGUGGCAGCACCGCCUUCGAGUAUUCUGAGUGUAGCUAAACGUCAAAUUGCACCUAAAGAAAAUGCUAUUAAAGCCGGAAUGUGGACUGCACCUCAUUUGAAAGGUGUAGCCGCGCAUACCUCUAGAAUCCCAAAAUUUCAAGUUCACGUUGACAGCGAUGAAAAAAGAGGUCUUAUACUGCCGGCGGAAUUUUACCCUACGACCCACGAAGACUUCUCUUGUUGGAAACCUGUCUUGUGUUACGCCGAGCCGGACGAUCCCCAUAGAUUUCCUAUGUAUCCCAAAGCCAAAGUGUACUGCAAUCUGGAGACCGAAUUCAGUAUAGAAGAGAUUAGGGCCGCACGGUACCUGCCACGUUCGAAUGUUUCCUAUGUCGAAACGGCGCAAGCUAUUCAGUCCAUAUUGGGCGACGGCGUUAACACCAGCAAGCACAGGAUGCACGAUCUAACUCAGGAGGAACAUUUAUAUGAUCAAGGUGACGGAGACGGAUUGCAUCAUAUGUUUAUGUCGGGCAUGCAAGGGGAUGUUGUCCAGCAGCCAAUUUUACAAAAUCAUAAUAUUUACCAGCAGUUUGGAUGUUUGCCAGAAAUUCAUCAAGAGGUGGUCAGUGAGCAAUCUCUUCGUCACAUGGAGGAUAACAGAACUCGUAGACCAGAAGACAAAACAAGGAUUUUUGGUCAAAACAUGGAAGAGCCACUGAUAACAUUCCACACGUCAGCCCAAAACAAGAUCGACCCUAAUAACAUCGAUUUUGGCAAUGAGAUAAAUGAUCUUUGGGGAUCAGCCAUCAACGAUACUUUAAGCGUGUCAGUUCACCCGCCUCAACAUAAAAAUGUAUCAAAAUUUUCUAUCUACGAAGAAUCGAAAUAUCAGGAUCACUUGCAACCUAAAGGGAGCGCGAUGAAGUCCGCUCCGUUUAAGGUGUUGAGCGACGAAGACUUGGCCGAGACCGGUUCGAGGGGAGGCCACGAUAUAGCGGCAGCUGCCCAACCUGGCGACGAGGCGAAAAGGAUAGUUAUUUUCGAAGAUGAAAGCAGUUCGUCCAUGACUGAGAUGGCGGCACCACCGGUCUCGCGUUUUUCAGAUUUAAACGCAACGUGCAACACGCAAGCUUUUAAUUUUAAUCUGAACGCCAUGAAAGUUAGUACUCCACAAGCGAAACAAGUGCACAUUUCUCCCACAUCUUCUCUGGAUGCUCCUCGCAAGCAAUUAUUUUCGGCGGAAAUAGAGACGGGACCCGUCAAACUUGGUAAUCGAUGUUCUACUAUUGUUGAGGAAACUUCUUCAAAAAGCUAUGGUUCGAGCAGUGGAGGUUCGAUCAAAUCAAAUACAUUCAACAACUCAAAAAGGGAAAACAUGGCCAUUAGAGCCGACGAAAGUAGCAGUUAUCAUUUCAAUUUGGCGCAAAACUUACGAGCGAACGCUGCUUUACGAACCAGCGUUCUAGAAGUAAUGGACUGCGAAUCGGGACAGAACAGCCCUGUUACAGAGACUCCUAUCGCCCCCUUAGAAACGGCACCAUCCGAUCCGUUCAAACCUGCUCUCCUAAAACAGCUGCUCAACCGAGUCGGAUUCCCGGGACGUUACGACGGCAGUUAUAUUCAAAUAAAUUCGGUUCCUCGUAUAACAGUGCGGAAAGAGGUAACCGUCAUUGGUGAAGACAAAUAUCUGGUGAAUACAAGACUGGGUGAAGGAACGUACGGCCAAGUUUACAAGGCACUAGAUUUAUGCACUAACCGAGCGGUCGCAUUAAAAUUACAAAAACCUCCAAAUUGUUGGGAAUACUAUAUUUGUAAGGAACUGCAAGUUCGUCUUGCAAAACAUCCUCUGAAAGAAUGCUUUAUGGAUAUACAAUUAGGUUACUUUAGUGAUCAAAUAUCAGUAUUUGUCUCAGAAUUCUGCCCAAGCGGAUCACUACUCGAUGUGGUCAAUUCAUUUAAAAGAAAGACAGGGUAUACGAUCAAACAAUCGGUCUGCAUGUACUUUUGUAUCGAAAUGCUUAAAAUUGUCUCUGCCAUGCAUAAAGCCAAAAUCAUACAUGCAGAUAUUAAGCCGGAUAAUUUUCUAGUCUACAUCACGUCCGAAUCGACUUUACAGCUUCAAUUAAUCGAUUUCGGAUGCAGCAUAGAUAUGACGCUCUUUCCUCCAGGAACCAGUUUUCAACGUCGAAUCACCACUAAAGACUUUAUUUGCUGCGAAAUGCAAGACGGUCGUCCGUGGAGCUACCAUACUGAUUUGUUUUGUGUUGCGGCAACCGUUCACGUAUUGCUGUUCGAUAAAUACAUGCAACUGCAGAAAAAUGGUGCUCACUGGUCCAUCACCCAACGGUUUUCCAGAUACAUGAGGCAGGAUUUGUGGAACGAAUUUUUCAGUAGGCUACUAAAUCAACAAGAUGGGCCGGCCAAUCCGGAUAAGCUAGUAGAAAUUAUGAACGACGGUAUAAAUAAAGGGAGAGACGAAUUAAAUAUGGAGAUGCGUAAAUUAGUAAACAUACUUAGCAAUCGAUAGUUACGUAAAAUAAUUUCUUUAAAUAAAUGUAACUUAUAUUUUGA